AUGUCGGCGAGCAUGGAACAAGCCUGCAUGUUGUGUCGUCGGGAAGAUGCUGACCCAGAUAUUUGUGGGUCCACAGUGGAGAGAAAUGGGAUCUGUGCCCAUGAAUUUUGCCUGCGUUUUGCCAAGAGGCUCUGUGACCAGAGGAGUGACACUGAAGCAGUCAUGAUAUUUUUUGUCACGGAUGUCAGGUGCAUGAUUGAGCAGGCAGCACAGAAGCACUGCUUCGUCUGUGGUGAGAGUGGGGCCAGCAUCACCUGCUGGGAGAUGGACUGUGACCGCAGCUUUCAUUUGCCCUGUGCUGUGGAGGGUGAAUGUGUCACUCAGUUCGUUGCUCCAUACAGGGCCUUCUGCUGGGAGCACCGCCCGCAGCAGGCAGUGGAGGAAACUCCAGAGGACAAUAACAUCUGCCUCAUCUGUUUGGAUCCUGUGGGGGACAAAAAGUCCUACAGUACCCUGGUGUGCCCAGCGUGCAAGCACGCCUGGUUCCAUAGGGGCUGCCUCCAGGGACAGGCUAUGAGCAAUGGAUUUACAUGUUUCCAGUGUCUGAUCUGCAGAGACAAGGAUGUCUUUCGUCCAGAAAUGUGCACCCUGGGGAUCCGAAUCCCCUUAAGUCUGCCAUCGUGGGACAGCCAAGCAUUUGCAGAACUAAAUGCGAGGCACAGCCGCUGUGAUGCCUGGGAGUGCUUUUGCCUAGGAGGCAGAGAGCAGGUGGAGGAAGAGGGGUAA
Molecule: messenger RNA, 726 nt
Organism: Chaetura pelagica (chimney swift)
Lineage: Eukaryota; Metazoa; Chordata; Aves; Apodiformes; Apodidae
Product: G2/M phase-specific E3 ubiquitin-protein ligase-like
Exons: 7
Coding region: 1-726 (241 amino acids)
Cellular component (GO): nucleus
Source: RefSeq, a predicted model, not a curated record